UGGCAUUUACGAUUCCUUACGCAUUAAAAAAUGACAACGUCGUCAGCAGGUGGCGCAGCGGCGUCGCUGAAGGCGGUUCUUGAUCGCGUCCAUAAGGCCGCCGAGAGAUCAAACCAGAACGUAAAAGAAAUUCGAGUAGUGGCGGCGAGUAAGACGAAGCCAGUUUCUGCUCUCCAACAGGUGUAUGAUGCUGGCCAUCGAUGCUUCGGCGAGAAUUACGUUCAAGAAAUCAUCGAUAAAGCUCCUCAGCUUCCGGAAGAUAUUGAGUGGCAUUUCAUUGGAAAUUUGCAGAGCAAUAAAGUUAAGCCUCUUCUUGCUGGUGUUCCCAACCUUGCUUAUGUAGAGUCUGUAGAUGAUGAGAAGAUAGCAAACCUACUUGAUCGUGCUGUAGCUAAAAUUGGCAGGAAACCAUUGAAAGUUUUUGUUGAGGUGAAUACAAGUGGAGAAACAUCUAAAUUUGGCGUCGAACCAGCCUUGUGUGCAGACCUUGUAAAACAUAUUGUUACAAAUUGCCCAAACCUGGAAUUUUGUGGCCUAAUGACAAUUGGCAUGUUGGAUUAUUCAUCCACCCCAGAAAAUUUUAAGACAUUAUCCAGAUGUAGAAGUGAAGUUUGCGCAGCAAUUGGAAUAUCAGAAGCACAAUGUGAGCUGUCAAUGGGCAUGACUUCAGACUUUGAGCAAGCUAUUGAGAUGGGAAGUACAACUGUUAGGAUCGGAACUGCCAUAUUUGGGCCCAGAGAGUAUCCACAGAAAGAAGAGAAGUAGCUGCCCUCAUUUUGAGUCUUAUUUAGGUGAUCUUGUGGUGCUUAUAGAUUCCCAUGUCGAAGUUCUACAGCACCAUGAACAAAUUAUUUUAGCUGGAAAUAAAUAUGCUCAUGAGCUUGAUGGUAGUAGUUAACAAGCUCCGGAUGAGCUGUGUUUUCAGAAUAAUCUUCGAGGCCAAACAUUAUAUGUAUUGUUGCUUGUAAAAUGUAAAAACCAACCCUUUUUACUGAACCAGAACUAAGAUAGUCUAUUUUUUCAAAAGAGAAUUAUGAUAAUGUUGAAAAGUUACAACCUUGUAUAAUCAAUUAUGGCAAUGUUUGUUAUCA
Molecule: messenger RNA, 1091 nt
Organism: Trifolium pratense (red clover)
Lineage: Eukaryota; Viridiplantae; Streptophyta; Magnoliopsida; Fabales; Fabaceae
Product: pyridoxal phosphate homeostasis protein-like
Exons: 6
Coding region: 31-765 (244 amino acids)
Cellular component (GO): intracellular anatomical structure
Molecular function (GO): pyridoxal phosphate binding
Source: RefSeq, a predicted model, not a curated record